Fibroporia radiculosa is the source of this 864-nucleotide messenger RNA. RefSeq lists its product as uncharacterized. Gene Ontology annotation, molecular function: hydrolase activity. The record is from RefSeq and is a predicted model, not a curated record. The transcript is spliced from 7 exons. Lineage: Eukaryota; Fungi; Basidiomycota; Agaricomycetes; Polyporales; Fibroporiaceae. The coding region runs from base 1 to 864 and encodes 287 amino acids.
AUGGCUACGAUAGCCUCCUCCCCCGGAGACUGCUGCAUCAAGGCAGUGGAACACACUGGGACGGCUCGCGGGACGAUCGAGAAGAUCGGCGGUGUGGAUACGUACGUGUCGCGCCCGCCGCAGGGGAGCGCGAAUAAUAGGGUCGUGCUCGUCUUCCCAGACGUGUACGGUCCGUUCUUUCUCAACUCGCAGCUGAUCAUGGACUAUUGGGCCUCGAACGGGUAUCUCGUGUUGGCCAUCGAUUACUUUGAGGGCGACCCCGUCCAGAACCACCUAUCGCGGGUGGGGAAGGAUUAUAAUAUUGAGUUCGAUUUCCUCCCUGGAAAGAUGGUACGCGCAAAGCAGCUCGCCCCGGUGUGGAUCGACGCCGCCCGAGCGCAAUUUGGAUCACCGCAGACAAAAUGGGCGACCGUAGGAUAUUGUUUCGGAGCUCCGUUCGUCAUGGAUUGUCUGGCGCAGGAUUGGAUAGUAUGCGGGGCAUUCGGUCAUCCGGCCGUACUCAAUGACAAUCACUUCCGCAAUAUUAAACGUGAAACCGCUCCUACUCUCCUGUGCAGGCGCGUCCAAAAUUAUGCGACUUAUCAUGCUCAUGAAAAUGCUAAUACGAUGGUCCGUGCAGAGGUGGACCAUACGUUCCCGUUAGAGUUCCGCCGCAGAGCAGAAGAUAUUUUGAUCGAGAAGAAAGCAACGUACCAUAUUCAAGUCUUCUCUGAUGUUAGCCACGGUUUUGCACUACGAGGAAACGUCAAUGACCCAGUCGCGAAGUGGGCGAAGGAGCAGAGUGCAGAGUCGAUUUUGAGUUGGAUCAACCUGUUUUCUGCCAAAGCCGAGUCCAGUCUGGGAGGGAUGGCAUCGGCUCUAUGA